AUUUGUACCUACUUGUUCUUGAUAUAGAUACGUGUUAUUCGCUGAAGACCAUUCUAAGAAGCAAGUUUUAUGUAACCUUAAAAACUUGAAAGUGUUUGUUUUUGUCUUGACUUGUAUUUUAUGUUAUUUAUGUUGGUGCAAAAUAGUGCUGAAGUCUGUCGAUAAAAACGUUGGAAAUUUUGAAAUGGAAGAGAAACAAGAUAAAUCUAAGGCAGAUUUAGAUGAAGAGGAAAACCGAAACGAUAGUCCUGAACUAUCAACCAGCACGAAAGAAAAUGUACAAUGUACUUUGAAAUCUACUAGCAGCGCGAAAUAUUCACCAUGUAUAAAUACGUACAUAGUGGAUGAAGGGGAAGCAGAAAAUGAUGUGGAAAUUGUUACUUAUAAAUUGUUCAGAUGCUCAACACCUACUGAAGAUAAAGAAAUAAUGACCGCAAACAUGGCGACAAAUCAGGAUAGAAUAAGAAUGGCACCAAAAGAUCACACAAAUGUCGUAUAUAGAUCUGACGAGUCCGAGGACGAAGACGAAGACGAUAACAUGAUGACGAUAAUAGAAAAAGUCAUAAACGAUUUCGAUGAAAAGUCUCGACUCAAAAAUAACAGACAGAAAAACGCAUCCUUAGAACUGAUAAACCUAUCCAAGAGUUCGGACGAGACCGAAGAUCGAAACGACAGAAUCGAAGCGAUGAUGAGUUGGAAUCCUGACGAAACUAAAAAAUUCCAAACUCUCAAAAUCCCAGAAGUCGAUCAGGACCCAGACUACGAAAGAUAUCUUCAAAACGCAGAAUUGGAACACGUAUUGUCCGAUAAUUCCCUGCUCGCAGAAGCAAUUUCUCAGCUCAGACUGAAAUUCAAGCUAUUUCUCUCCGACUUGGACUUGAAAACAAACAUCCUCAGAUCACCUCAAAAGAAUUUUGUUCUUCCUUCCAAGUGUCUGGGCGGAAAAUAUGGGAAUAAAGCCUCAGUCCGUGCGAACAAUGGUCCCAAGAUGAGCGUUCUCGAGAUUAUCGAAGCUUCGAGACAAGCUAGAAGGAAACAACUAGCAUCUCUUCGAAAUUACGCUAAAAAAAGCAACGUACCCUUCACAAAGCAUUUCGAUACGGAUGGCACCUGCUGUAGAAACGAUGGACACGAAGACGUCUUAUCCAUACUGAGCAGAGAUCCUGAACACAGACGUUAUUUGAAAUUUGUUCUGUCCACUUUACUCAUCGAGCUUCAGAAAUGUGAACGAUAUGUCGUCAAUAUAUCCCUAGAGAAUGAAGACGAAGUCAAAGACAUAACAGAUCGACAAGAUGAACUAUGCGAUCGAAUACUCUACUCGAAAACAAUUGAAAAAGAAGAAGAAAGAGGAGUGGAAUGUAAAACUUUAAUGAAACAUAUGGGUCCAACCCCAAGAUACGUCCUCCCAAAGCGCGAGUUGAAGAAAACAUACCAUCACUUACGCGUCACAAAUGCUCAUCGAAAAAGAAGGACCGGUAAUGAAUUGAAUAGCCAUACAGAUUCAAAUCUGCCCUCGAGAAACGAUAAAAAAGAAUCUCCUCCAGAAAGGAUAUUUAACGAUAACUCAGAUAUAAGCAUCAACACAACCUCGUCUGCUAUCAAUUCAUCUCGCCCAAUGGAAUUGCCUUUCCAUGAAUCUCCUAAUUUAUCUACCUCUCUCAUUGGCACCCCUCAAGCUCCCACCACAGAGGAACUGCACUUGCAAAAUGAUCAAAUUAAAGAUCAUGUUGAAGUGGAGAAAACCUGUCUUGAUACUGGGGAUUCGAAGACUUCUGCCAAGGCAGUUGAUAACCUGAAACUGUCACCUCAAAUGCGAAAUGUUUCUACUGAUGGUGUUCAAGGAAGUCCGUGUUCGGAUCUACUCGAUGAUCUAAUAAUUUCAACCCCUUCAGAUGAUGGGGGUGAGAGUAACUUCAUUCGAUAUCCUAUAGAGGAGCCAAUUGUCUAUUACAUAAAAAACACCUCAACGGAAGAACCAAAUCAGGAAGGAGAGACAAGCGGUGGUAUUGAAAUUGUUGAAGGGUCUAACAGAAGUGAUAGAGCCGUUCCUUCUCAAAAUUCUCCAUCUCCCGGACAACAAGAAGAUGGAAGAAAUACUCACGAUGAGAGUUCAUCGGUCUCAGGGGUUGUCUGUAGCAAUUUUCAAUCAACAUGUUUGCAUUUCGAUAUAAUGAAAAAAUUUUUAGAUGAGUUAGAAACUGUUGUAAUACAGGCAGAGAGUGAUAUAACUGAGGAAUUGGAGAAAUUAGGGAAUUAUGAAGAUUUCGAGAAGCCUUUAUUGGAAGAAGCGCGAAGGUUGUCUGAGGAUUGAGUUGACAGUGAACAUAAUUUUAUUUUUUUUAUGCAAUAGUCUUGCAUAUUUUAUCUCUGAUAUUAUAUAUUUGAUUAGACCUUAGAAUAAUGUACAAUGUAGAAAAGAUGUAGAUAAUAAGUUUUUAUUAUAAAUGAAAAAAAAAGGAUACAUAAGAAAAAAUUUAGUGAAAAAUUAUUGAUAUUUAUGUAAAUAUUUGUUUUGUAUGUGUUUUAUGAUAUAAGUAUAUAUGUAAAUAUAUGUACACAAAAAAAAAUUGUAGGAAAUUGAAAUAUACUACUGUAUGAUAUGGCGAAAUAAAAAUCUAAUAUGCAUUAACGCCCAUAAA
Harmonia axyridis is the source of this 2639-nucleotide messenger RNA. RefSeq lists its product as uncharacterized. The record is from RefSeq and is a predicted model, not a curated record. The transcript has 2 exons. Lineage: Eukaryota; Metazoa; Arthropoda; Insecta; Coleoptera; Coccinellidae. Bases 185 to 2311 code for a protein of 708 amino acids.